Messenger RNA from Henningerozyma blattae CBS 6284, 3156 nucleotides. It is a transcript of the gene SDD4, whose product is annotated as Sdd4p. The coding region runs from base 1 to 3156 and encodes 1051 amino acids. The transcript has a single exon. Gene Ontology annotation, molecular function: RNA polymerase II cis-regulatory region sequence-specific DNA binding; DNA-binding transcription factor activity, RNA polymerase II-specific; zinc ion binding. Gene Ontology annotation, cellular component: chromatin. Gene Ontology annotation, biological process: DNA-templated transcription; regulation of transcription by RNA polymerase II. Lineage: Eukaryota; Fungi; Ascomycota; Saccharomycetes; Saccharomycetales; Saccharomycetaceae. The record is from RefSeq and is a predicted model, not a curated record.
AUGACAACUAUUAAGGAGAACAAUAGAUUUGCAUGUCCACACCCAGAUUGUAAUAAAUCCUUUUCGAGGCAAGAACAUUUAUCAAGACAUAAGUUAAAUCAUUGGCCCAAAAAAAUCUAUAAAUGUACUUAUGUCAUAUCAAGAAAGAAAAAUGAUUUAGAUCCAUCAAAUACUGAACCUACAAGCGGUGAUGAUGAUUCUUUAAACGUUAUGAUUUGCAAUAAAACAUUUGUACGAAAAGAUUUACUCGUGAGACAUGAACGUCGUCAUUUUAGGAGACGUAAAUCUUCUACAAAUACAAAUUCAUCAACCAAUAACACAAAUAGUCCCGAAAAUACUGGAAUAAAAUCAAAUUCAAAUAGUAUUAGUCCAAGUUUACGUAAUACAAAUAUUCAUCAUAACAAUUAUUCCUUUAUAAAAGAUAAUCCGGUUGAUCCUCAAGGGCCGAUCCUUUCAGAUUUAAAUGAUAUGUUUCUAUUAAACACCCCUUUUUUCAAUUUAGAUCCUCUUAUAACUUUUAGACAUCAAAAUACAUUAAAUAAUAAAAUUAAUGCCUCAAAUACAGUUCCUGUUUACGAUGAGAAUUACAAUAAUAAUCUUCCUCCGCCAUUAUCUAAUAGAAACCCAUCUCAAACCCAAUUAAAUGGUCAAUCGACUUCCUCUCCAACUCCAUUUUCCUCAAAUUCUUCUAACUUUAGUCAGCAUUCAAAUUCAAAUUCUAAUAAUAAUGCCUUAAAUUCAAACCCAACUUUGACCUCAGAAUUAAUUGAUGAUGAAAAUUCGAUAUCUAAUCAGAUAAAUCCAAGCCUCACUAAUAGUACAAACAUUAUCAAUCUCGAUACUAGUAUGGCAGCUGAUAAUAAUAAUCCAAAUCAGAAUUUACUUGAUGAAAAUGAUAAUCCAUAUCCAUUUGCACCUGAACUAUCAAACUCUAAAAAUGAACUAACAGAUCAAAUUUUAGAGGGCUCUAAUGAGGGCCAGAAUAACAAUAGUAAUGAACCAAAAAUAGAUCCUAUUAAAUUAACACCAAAUUUUUUCCAUGCAGAUGGUCCUUCAAAAUAUUUUUUAUCUGAUGAAACCAAAAAAAAUUUAGUAACAUUAAUCCCAGAUAUUAAAUCCAUAGCAAUAUCAGAUUUGAGAAAAUCGGUCAAAUCUUAUUGGAGAAACUUUCAUCCUCAAUUUUCAUUUUUACACAAACCUUCUUUUCAUAUAGAUAACGCCCCGCAAAUUCUUAUUUUAGCAAUGAUUAUGACUGGAGCAAGUUUUCUAGGUCCAGAGUUUAGACAUUCUGUUUCAGAUACCAUAUGUGGUCCUCUUCGAUGGAUUAUUUUCACCCACCAAGAUUUCCAACCUCCAUCUGCCACCUAUAUCAUUCAAAGUUUGUUACUAUUAGAAACUUACGAGAAAUUUCAAACUAAUAGAUAUUUACAUGAGAGAUCACAUAUUCACCACGGUACAACCAUUCAACUUUUACGUAGAACUCCGGUGCUCAAUGAUAAUCCUGAAAAAUUCAUCUAUACUCAAGAUAUUGAUAAUAAUAACCUUCAAGAGAUUUUCCAUAAAUGGAUCAAUUAUGAAAUGUUAAAAAGAGUUGCAUUGUAUGCUUUCUACAUCGAUACUACACAUGCAGUAAUUUUUGGUUACUCGAAUUUAUUUAUCACAUAUAAUCAAAUUCACUUAAGCCUACCAUGUGCAGAUGAUAUAUGGGAGGAUGAAAAUAUUACUUAUGAAACUUUAAUUACUCAUGAUGUUUUAAAUGAAAGUAGAAAUGAAAAUUGCUCAUAUUUAUAUUCUCUUAAGAAAUUAUUUGUGGAAGCUAUAGCAGUAUACAACCAUCCUAACCGCCCUAUAAUGCACAAUGAUUGGAACAUCAAAAGUUUAUUUGGUAAAAAAUUGCUAUUAGCGGGUAUAAUUUCAAUAAUGUUUCAAUGCCAAUUCGAUACAGAUAUGGAUUUAUUUACAUUUGUUACACAUUCUUAUAAGGAUACAGGAUAUAAUAGAAAUGCUUAUCAAGAGGGCGACUUGGAGAAUAUGAAGAUAAAUAGCAAUUCUGGUACUUCUGGCAUUUCACCAUCUCCAAGUUCCUUAGAAAAUAUGUCAGAAAGUAGCUUCAAUGAAGAUAGUGCAAGAGCAAAUUGGAAAGAAAUCAUAUCAUUUGCUAUUAAUUAUUGGUUUUGUAGGAUCCAAAGAAGUUGUACUACUCUAGAUGAUACCAUGUUCUUACCAUCAAAAGUUCCAAAGGUAAGUGAUUUGAGUCUUUUAAAACCUUCAAUAUAUGCAGAUGGUGAUACAAAUGACGGUAGUACAAUGGAGCCAUCCUAUGAAUUUCAAUUUCCUGAUUAUGAUAAUGCAGAUGAUACUGGUAACGUUAAUUUAUUAGACAUGGAUGAUAAUUCUUGCAAAUUAUCUGUGUAUCAUAUGUCGCAGAUUAUUCUAAGGAUUUUCCAUUAUGAUUAUUAUAUUUAUGCCGGUGCACCCUGGAGAAUGAGCGUUAAGUUACAAAUUAAUGAGUAUGAAACAAUAAGAAGCCGUGUACAAUCGUUUGCGUCAAAUCCAGAUGCUGGUGGCGUUGCAAUGAUAUAUGCAUUAAAUCUUAUGUUUGAAUUGUUACUUGUACGUGACCCGGUAACCCAAAACUUUAAAUUAAGGGAAUAUGAUAUAAACGCUGAUUGUUGCAUACCAAGGCCAAAUAGCUUAGGGAAUAUUACUCUUUUGAUUUGGUCAUACAAUUUUGUUCUUUAUGGUCCUGAAGCUCAAAUCUGGGAUAACUCUGAAGUUACAUCAACUGAUCCAAAUUUGACAACGACGCAUUCGACACUGGCUACAUUAUGCAGUACAAAUAAUCUGGAAAAAAAAGAAGCAUAUAAACCAACUGAAAGCGUAUUAGAAUAUUUAUCAAGAUUAUAUCCAUUGUUAAAAUUUGAAACAACUUCUGAUACUGUGAAGUUUCAUAGAGAUGUUAAAUUGAAAGCAUUAGCCUUACAAAAAAUACCUGGUAAAAAUAAUAUGUGUGGCUUAAUUAAAUACAUUCGUGACCUGUUUUUGAAAUCCUACUGGGAAUUAGGCAGGGAAUUUGGUAGACUACUGGAUAAUUGCUUUGAACGAAGUUUAGGUAGGUCUACUAUAACUUGUCAUACUAUGUUCGAAACAGUUUAA